CUCAGGACACUGAAAAUAGGAUUCAGUAAUUCAAGUAAGGCUGUGGCUGAGAUUAACUGUUACUGCUAUUCUAGCCUCAAGAAAUUUUGACGGAUUGUCAGCUUUCAAGGUUCUCACACAUAAUGGACCUAGAAACAAUACCGUUUUGCCAAGAAUACCUAGCACAAAGAGGUACAAUAGUGAAACCAUAUUACUGGCUAACAAUGAGCCAAAACUGUACUAAAUGUCCUUAUCAUAUACAAACAGGGGAAGUAGCACGAGUUCCCUACACAGAAUUUCAAAAGGCUUUUGGAUUCCCAUAUGGGCCAACGGAUUACCAAAAUAAACACCUUCUCUUUUAUGAGUUGAGACAUGUAUCAAGUAAAUUAAUUCAAAAGGGCCAAGUUACAAACUGUGAAGAAUACAACAUCCAUCCAGAAUCAAUGCUAUUUGAAAUGAAUGGUUAUCUAGACUCAGUUGUACACAAUUGGGGGAACAUUGCAUGUAUAAUUCUUUAUUCAAAUUAUUCUCCUUGUAAUGAGGCAGAGCAUGGGUGCAUAAGCAAAAUUUAUAGUUUUUUAAUGAAGCAUCAAGACAUCACACUCUGCAUUUAUUUCUCACAGCUGUAUCACACGGAGGAGGAUUUCCCCGUGUCCACCUGGAAUUGUGAAGCCUUGCAGAGCCUUGCUAGCAUGUGGCCUCAAGUGACACUGAAUCCCCUCUGUGGUGGACUUUGGCAUUCCCUCCUCUCUAAUUUUGUGCAUUCUACGCCACAAGCAAGAUUCUACCACCCCAUUUUACCUAUAAGAACCCUGGCUGAUAAAAAAAACGCAACACAAAUUCGCAGUAUAACAGGAAUGAAAUUGCCUUUUGUUAACACCUUGUCUCAGCCAAUUUAUGGAACUUCAAGUGCUGCACCAAGUUUGCCAAACUAUUACUUAUCAACUUCAAACUACCCAGCACAAGUGACAAAUAGCAGAUUGCCUCCAAUGGGAAUGCCACCAUUUCAUUUCACACCUCCUAUUAAUACUUUGCCACCUUUAUACAAGAAACCUAGAAACAUUGUCAGACAUGUAAACAUGCUAAAUGAGUCAUUAAGCAAAUUAAUACCAAAGGAAAGAUCUCUUCACAGGAGAGAAAUCAUUACUGAAUAACUUUCAAACAACAAAUUUGCAGAGCUUGAAGGCUAUAGAAAGAAAAAGGAUUAAAUUCACCUCAUAUAAAAUUGGAGUGCAGGACUGGACAAUUCAUAGGAAGGAAUAGAUACAGCAGUGACUUAAGAAUAUGGAGAAGAACAUGAACAUUUCCCCCCAUAUGUAAUUUUUAUAUUGGAAAAAGACAUGGAGUAUCAACUGCCAGCAGCCGAAGAAAAGAUGGCAAAGCAAUCUUUUGAUUUUUCUAGCAGAUUCAUUUACAGUAACAGCAGCAAAGCAAUGGCCAACUAUGAAGGUUGUUUCUCAAACUGAUAAGAAUUUUUAAGUGACCAUUUACCUAAAAUCAGAGUAUAGAUCCUCUGUUCCCCCUCCCCAAAUCCGAGAAAUCAACCUUGCCAUACCACAACGAAGCUUUGAAAAAAUGAAUCCUAAUGAGUUCCUAAUGUACAAAUAUUAAUUUUUAUUCUAAAGAGAAGAGUUAAUGUGGUUCAAUCUUGUAACAUUUUUACUUUCAAUUAAGUUUGCCUAUGAGAAUUCUGCUUGGAAAAACCUUUACAUUUGUUUCAAGCAGCUGUCACAGCUUAGAAAGUAACCUUCUGUUUUCAAUUUCAAUAAGAAAAUUUAUUUCAGGCCAAAGAUACCAUUUGAUGUUAUGUUGAUGGAUGCAUUAAAAUAAAAUGGGCAGAAUUAAGACAAAAACAUAGCUGAGGUGAGGGCAACUCUCAAAAAAAGAAGAUAAGAAAAAAUAGUAUGGCUCAAGUGGUGUUUUUUUAUGUUUGUUGUAAAUUUGCCAUC
Molecule: messenger RNA, 1928 nt
Organism: Ahaetulla prasina
Lineage: Eukaryota; Metazoa; Chordata; Lepidosauria; Squamata; Colubridae
Gene: APOBEC4
Product: apolipoprotein B mRNA editing enzyme catalytic polypeptide like 4
Exons: 2
Coding region: 123-1133 (336 amino acids)
Source: RefSeq, a predicted model, not a curated record